Molecule: messenger RNA, 270 nt
Organism: Ogataea philodendri
Lineage: Eukaryota; Fungi; Ascomycota; Pichiomycetes; Pichiales; Pichiaceae
Exons: 1
Coding region: 1-270 (89 amino acids)
Source: RefSeq, a predicted model, not a curated record
AUGCGCAGACUUAACACGGCUAAGUCUGGGAUACACAAGCCAGAACGUCCUGCCGUGCUCAAUUUCCAGAGUGCCGUCAAAGAGAACUCCGUGCUGACCUCUAUGCCUCUGUCUCGUCCCCAGGACGAGAACGUGUUUCUGUCGCCCAAACAUGAUAGGAAGAUCAGCUCCGACUCAGAGCUCAAGCAGCUGUUGCUUGAGAACUCCAAACUAAUGCAGAAACUGGCCAAGAACCAGGAGAAAAUCAUGGAACUAGUGAAAAACAGAUGA